Molecule: messenger RNA, 5102 nt
Organism: Caretta caretta (loggerhead turtle)
Lineage: Eukaryota; Metazoa; Chordata; Testudines; Cheloniidae
Gene: REV1
Product: REV1 DNA directed polymerase
Biological process (GO): error-free translesion synthesis; error-prone translesion synthesis
Cellular component (GO): nucleus
Molecular function (GO): DNA-directed DNA polymerase activity; deoxycytidyl transferase activity; damaged DNA binding
Source: RefSeq, a predicted model, not a curated record
GGGGCUGUCUGAGAGGAGAGGAGCGAAGCGAAGCGAAGCGGGCGGGAGGGGGAGCGCGAUGUGAAGCCCCUACACGGCCCGGCCGGGCAGGCGCCGCCGCCUGGGAAUGCGCGUCUGGCAGACGCGGCGACAGGUGAGCCGCGGGGCGGCUGAGCGAGCGGGCCCCUUCCCCGCGCGGUGCAUUCCGGCCCCAUGAGCGCCCAGCGCGUGGAGAGGCGGCCGGGCCCGCGGCCUGCCCCCAACUGCCAGUGACUCCGGCGCGGCCCGCGCGCGCGCCCGCCCGCAGCAGCUGCAGGAGGCGGGUGCGGGGCCGCGUAACCGCCCCGCAGUUGCCCGCGCGGGGAGGGGUCGGCGGGGGAGGGGCGCGCGAGCUGCAACUUGGUCGGGCGUGCUGCUGCUGCUGUGAAACCUGCCUGUCUGGGUCACGCAGACCCCCCACCUUGCACCCGUCCGUGUCACAUGGGGCCUCUGCCUCAGACACAACACUGGCCAGGGCAGAGCCGGAGUGGUGCAGCCCGGCUAGCGCCCGGAUGCCAGCACAGGGGCAGUGCGGGGAGGAGGAGAAGAGCCCGUGGCAUGGGCUAGCCACCCCCGUUCCGCAGCACCCACGCGUCCGGGCCCCGAGCGAGAGCAGCGUGCCUCUGUCUGCGGCUUCCCAGCCUGCCCGUCCCGGCGAUGAGCCUGUAAGCUUCACUAUGAGGCGGGGUGGAUGGAGGAAACGAGCCAGUAAUGACGAUGGCUGGGGGAUAUGGGGAGGAUACAUGUCUGCAAAGGUCCAGAAACUGGAGGAUCAAUUCCAGUCAGAUGCGGCUAUACAGCAUCAGAAGGAUGGAAUUUCAUCCAAUAUCUUUAGUGGAGUUGCCAUCUAUGUCAAUGGCUUUACAGAUCCUUCAGCUGAUGAAUUAAGGAGGUUAAUAAUGUUGCAUGGUGGCCAAUACCAUGUGUACUAUUCCAGAGCUAAAACAACGCACAUCAUUGCCACAAAUCUUCCAAAUGCCAAAAUAAAAGAACUGAAAGGGGAAAAGGUGGUUCGACCAGAAUGGAUCAUAGAAAGCAUAAAAGCUGGACAUCUCCUCUCAUAUAUUCCAUAUCAGCUUUACACGAAGCAGUCAAGUGUUCAGAAAGGUCUCAACUUCAGUACCAUAUGCAAACCUGAAGAUCCUAUGCCAGGUCCUAGCAAUAUAGCUAAAGAGCUCAACAACAGGGUAAAUUGUGUAAUAAAAAAGUAUGAGACUGAAAAUGAGACCAAAGCCAAUGGCAUCAGUAGCUGGAAUGAGGAAGAGAAAGAAGAAAGUGAAGAUUUAGGCUUUAUGGAGUUGGAGCAGGUCUUUCCUGGGAGGAAACAAAAUGGAAUUCAGCAUCACAGAGACAGCACUGCCAUUUUUAAUGGACAUGCUCAUAAUUCUACCAGUGCCUUACAGACACAGGAUUGCGUGAUGCCCUAUGGCAAUAGAGUUGCAAGCAGGUUAUCUCCAGGCUCUGUGCCAGAGAAGGGGAAGACUGAAAAAGGCAUCAUUGACUUUAGAGACUGCACUAUGCAGCAGUUGCAGGAAAGCAACAAAAACACAGAUCUUUUAAAGAACCCACAUAGGACUACGAGUAAUUCAUUCUCAUCUUCAUCUUUGCACAGUAAUACUAAAAUAAAUGGUGCUCACCACUCCACUGUUCAGGGGCCUUUAAGCACAAAAAGCACUUCUUCAGUACCUACUCAUAGCAAGGCCACUCCCUCAUCAUUGUCCAAACCUUUAGACUGCAGUUUUAUUUCUGACUUUUACUCUCGUUCAAGACUGCAUCACAUAUCUACAUGGAAGUGUGAAUUGACAGAAUUUGUCAAUACCCUGCAGAGAAAAAACAAUGGUGUCUUUCCGGGAAGGGAAAAGUUAAAAAAAUUGAAAGUGGGCAGGUCUGCACUUAUGAUAGCUGACACAGGUAAUGUUUCUGUCUUAAGUUCAUCCAAGCAUCAGCGCUGUAUAAUGCACAUGGAUAUGGAUUGCUUCUUUGUAUCAGUUGGUAUUCGAAAUAGGCCUGAUCUCAAAGGAAAACCAGUGGCUGUUACAAGCAACAGAGGUGCUGGAAGGGCACCACUGCGCCCUGGUGCAAACCCACAGAUGGAAUGGCAAUAUUACCAGAAUAAGAUAUUGAAUGGCAAAGCAGCAGAAAAUAGAGUUCCUGAUAAACUGGACUCAUCAAUCGGGGAGAAUCCAGAUUCUGCACAGAUGAAUGGAGCUGACUUGGAUAUCUCUGGUUUGUCAAUGGCUGAAAUUGCAUCUUGUAGUUAUGAAGCCAGACAAGUUGGGAUAAAGAAUGGAAUGUUUUUUGGCCAAGCAAAACAGCUAUGUCCAAGUCUUCAAGCAGUUCCAUAUGACUUCCAUGCAUACAAAGAAGUUACACAGACAGUGUAUGAGACACUGGCCAGCUAUACUCAUAACAUCGAAGCAGUCAGUUGUGAUGAAGCACUAGUAGAUAUCACUGAAAUCCUUGCAGAGACCAGACUGACUCCUGAUGAAUUUGCAAGUGCUAUCCGCACCGAAAUCAAAGACCAGACUAAAUGUGCUGCCUCUGUUGGGAUGGGUUCCAAUAUUCUGCUGGCCAGAAUGGCAACCCGCAAAGCAAAACCAGAUGGACAGUAUCACUUAAAACCGGAGGAAGUGGAUGAUUUUAUUAGAGGUCAGCUAGUUAGCAAUCUUCCAGGAGUUGGUAGGUCAAUGGAAUCCAAGUUGGCAUCUUUGGGAAUUAAAACUUGUGGAGACUUACAAUAUCUUACUAUGUCAAAACUCCAGAAGGAAUUUGGUCCAAAAACAGGGCAGAUGCUCUACAGAUUCUGUCGUGGCUUGGAUGAUAGACCUGUUCGAACAGAAAAGGAAAGAAAAUCUGUUUCAGCUGAGAUCAACUAUGGUAUAAGGUUUACUCAGCCUAAGGAAGCAGAAGCUUUCCUUCUGAGUCUUUCAGAAGAGAUCCAACAUAGACUUGAAGCUGCUGGGAUGAAGGGUAAACGAUUAACUCUUAAAAUAAUGGUCAGAAAGGCUGGGGCCCCUGUAGAACCUGCAAAAUUUGGAGGCCAUGGAAUCUGUGACAACAUUGCCAGAACUGUAACUCUUGACCAUGCAACAGAUAGUGCAAAAGUAAUCGGGAAAGAAACACUAAACAUGUUUCACACAAUGAAACUGAAUAUAUCAGAUAUGCGAGGGGUUGGAAUUCAGGUGCAUCAGUUAGUUCCCAUCAAUAAAACCACUUCAGCUGUUUCCUCUCGCUCAUCAGUACCAUCUGGACAUUUACCUGGGGGAUCACAUUCAGUUAUCGAUCUUCUACAUGUUCAAAAAACUAAGAAAUCUUCAGAAGAAGAACAUAAAGAAGUAUUUGUGGCUGCUAUGGAUCUCGAAAUAUCGUCUGCAUCAAGAACAUGCACUUUUCUGCCAUCUCUCACUACCCAUCUGACAUCUGGUCUCAAUCCCAUUACCAGCAAGGCUGAGUCUGCAGUCAAAUGGAAUGGUUUACACACUCCUAUCAGCGUAAAAUCAAGACUUAAUUUAAGUAUUGAGGUUCCUUCACCUUCCCAGUUAGAUCAAUCUGUCUUGGAAGCACUGCCAUCUGAUCUCAGAGAACAAGUAGAGCAAAUGUACGCAAUUCAACAGGGAGAGACUUAUGGUGAUAGCAAAAAAGAGCCCAUGAAUGGGUGUAACAAUGAGUUUCUGCCACAGCCAGUUGGAACAGUUCUCUUACAAAUACCAGACCUCCAAGAACCAAACGGUGAUGCAGGAAUUAAUGUAAUAGCCCUGCCAGCAUUCUCGCAGGUGGACCCAGAGGUUUUUGCUGCUCUACCUCCUGAGCUGCAAGAGGAACUUAAAGAUGCAUAUGAUCAAAGGCAAAAGCAGUCAGAGAACAUAAUUUAUCAGCAACCGAUCAGCACCUUUGUAUCAAAGAAUCCUUUAUUACAGUUGAAGCAAGCAACCGUGAAAACUAAGAAAAAAAACAGGAAAAAAAAUCAAAUCAGUCCAGUGAAAAAGAUUCAAAGUCCUUUGAAAAACAAACUCUUGGAUAGCCCUGCAAAAAACAUGGUGGCUUCUUCCAGAAGCCCACAGAAGCUAAUAGAUGGUUUCUUAAAUCAGGAAGGUACAGCCACUGGUAAAUCUCAGGUGGAACCAGUUCCAUCAACCUCAAAUACUUCAGGCCCAUCAGCUUUGCAGACAGCACAGUCUGGCUCAAUUACAUCACGGGUACCAAAUCUAGCUGGAGCUGUUGAAUUCAGUGAUGUAAAGACCUUGCUCAAAGAAUGGAUUACAACUAUUUCAGAUCCCAUGGAGGAAGACAUUCUACAGGUUGUGAAGUAUUGUACUGAUCUGAUAGAAGAAAAGGAUUUGGAAAAGUUAGAUCUGGUCAUCAAGUACAUGAAAAGGUUAAUGCAGCAGUCUGUGGAAUCCGUUUGGAAUAUGGCAUUUGACUUCAUUCUUGACAAUGUUCAGGUGGUUUUACAACAAACUUAUGGAAGCACAUUAAAAGUUAUCUGAACUUAACUUGUAAUAAAGAGCUUGGUGGGAGCCUGGAGCUCUCUGCUAGCUGUGCCAUAAGUGCUUGUGAGGUAUUUGCAAAGUGCAUGAUAGUAAGGCUCUGAGUUUUUAUAAUUUUCAAUUUCUUUUUAAACAAAAAAGUGUUUUGUACAUUUCUUUUCAAAAAGUGCCAAAUUUGUCAGUAUUGCAUGUAAAUAACUGUGUUAAAAUUCUUUUAUUGUAGUAUAGAAUCUAUUUGCAAAAUGUUUGUUUAUAAAGUUUUAUGGAUUUUUACAGUGAAGUGUUUACAGUUGUUUAAUAAAGAACUGUAUGUAUAUUUUUGUACUGAUUCCGUUUUGUCAAUGCUUCAGUUUGAAUAUAGCUAACCCUUUAUUAAAGCUGUAGCUUUGAGUCAUUUUACUAAUCUCUGCAGUGGUAAGCGCUUAUUUAGCUCUCUCAAAAAAAUUUCUGUGAGAAAAAUCCUUGAAUCAUUGUACCUGUUUGUACACAGUAGUCUAGAAUACAUUUGAGUGUGACAGCUUAAAACUACAGGCAAUGCUUUGGGUUGAAUAAUUUAUCUUUCUUGCCUUUGGGAUUAUAAAGCCAGUACCCAUUGAA